Molecule: messenger RNA, 4513 nt
Organism: Urocitellus parryii (Arctic ground squirrel)
Lineage: Eukaryota; Metazoa; Chordata; Mammalia; Rodentia; Sciuridae
Gene: Vwa3b
Product: von Willebrand factor A domain containing 3B
Source: RefSeq, a predicted model, not a curated record
CGCUGAACCUUCGCGCAGCCGGCGGAACCUCGGCUUUGCCCAUUAGCAAGAGGCUUACCUCGCCCGCCCUCUCGGGUCCGAUGGGCCCUGGAGGGUGGGUGGGGGGCUGCUGAGCCGGAGCCGCUUGCCCUCCCUCCGACAUUGCCUCUUUUCAGGAAGUCUGAAUUUGACUCAGGAGAUCCCAGUGACUUGCAUCUUGACUCAGAGAUGGAGGAACCCGAUUCAUCUAAACAGCAGCUGCACAGACAGGAGGGACUGAGCAACAUCAAGACACAAUUGGUUGAACAGAGUCUCAUUUCAUCUGAGAAGUGGCUUCAACUGCAUGGACUUAAGAGCAACAAAUUGACCUUGAACCAGAUUCUGUCGAAGAUUGGAUUUCCACACUGUGAAGAUUAUGUGGCUUCUCUGAGGAGACCCGUGGCUUCUCGGUAUGCCGUUGGCCUGUUUCCGCAGUUCUACCGAGCAGAAGAUGGCAGAGUGUACAACCUGACGGCUAAAUCGGAACUGAUCGAGCGGUUCGCGGAGUCCUUAGAACAAGCCCUGGAGAGCUGCAGGCGGCGCAUGGACUGGCUCACCAGCGGAAGCCGGCAGAUUUUCGGGGUCAUCCUGGAACAGUGCAUCACCUUCGUGCUGGAUUUGGGCGACCUUCUGGAGGGCGAGCUUCCUCUGUGCCGAGAGGCUCUGACCAUGGUCCUGCGGGAGCAGGUGGCUCAGGUCGCCAGGUUCAAUUUCAUAUGGGUUACUCAGGAGCCUGUGAAAUGGCAAGAACASGCCAUCCCGGUGACCCCACAGUGCAUAGCCGCGGCCUCGUGCUGGGUCCAGGAGCUGCGUUUUGAGCUGACCACGUCGAGCGCCAUCUGCCGCCUAGACKCUCUGCUGGAAGCUGGGAACGACGAGACUAUUGAGUCCAUUUACUACUUCGUGGUGGGGGACAUUCCGGCGGAGUCCAGGGAGCUUCUCCUCCAGAGGGCUUUGGRCAUCCCACAUCCUGUGCACACAGUGUCCUUCAACGCCAGAGGAGAAGGCAUGGUAGCUUUCCUGAAGGAGCUGAGCGCCAAGACCCACGGCAGGUUCCACGCGUUUGCCGAGAGGACAGAGUGCAUGGAAUUGCCAGCUUUCCCCACAGAGGCUGGUGACAACGUGAUCACUUGGAAUUCAAGAAAGCUGAGAGGAAAACUUCCCCCAGGGGCUGGAGUCAGAGAAGAUGUGUUUCUCAUUUGGAAGGAGAUGGAGGAGGCCUUCAGAACCCUGGCCCAGGUCCAGAGGCUGCUGGUCGAGCUCCCCAAGUCCAGCACGGCCCCGACAGACUGCGAGUCAGGAGUGGAGAGUGAGUCGAAUCCAGAAGACACCUGGGACUCCAAGAAGUGGCUCCAAAAAUAUGGUCUGAAGGCCCAGAAGCUGUCGUUUUACCACGUCCUUGCGGACUGCUCCUUCCGCCAUGCUGAUGGAGUCAUUGAGAUAAAAGCCAAACCGGAGAACGAGUCCCUGCAGACCAGUGCGGAGAGCAAGAAGAAGACAGUCCAUGCAAAAUACUGCAACAAGUUCAUCCACGCUGCCUGGAAGGAUGGGAGCUUGGUCCACGUCAACAUCACCAAGGAGAAGUUCAGGUGGUACAGUGACAGAGUCCACACAGUGCUGGCCCGGAUCCGGAGGAGGAUUAAAUGGCUAGAGGACGGGAGCCAGAUCCUCUUUGGAAAGGUGCGUGAGGAUUGCGUCUACGUCCUCAUCGAUACGUCUCACUCCAUGAAGAGCAAACUGGACUUGGUGAAGGACAAGAUCAUUCAACUUAUACAGGAACAGCUGAAAUACAAAAGUAAAUUCAAUUUUGUGACUUUUGAUGGUCAGGCAGUUGCUUGGCRGGAAAAACUUGCUGAAAUCAACGAAGAUAAUUUGAAAGCAGCUCAGUCCUGGAUUAGAGACAUUCAGGUUGGAAGCUCCACGAACACCCUGGAUGCCCUACGGAUUGCUUUUGCUGAUCAAGAAACACAAGUGAUCUACCUUCUGACGGACGGCAGACCUGAUCAGCCACCUGAGACGGUGAUAGAACRCGUCAAAGUUUUCCAGAAAAUUCCUAUUUACACCAUUUCCUUCAAUUACAAUGACAAGAUGGCGAAUGAAUUUUUGCAAGAGCUUGCUUCUUUGACRGGAGGAGAGUUUCAUUCUUAUAAAUUUGGUGGCAAGGAUCCCAUUCCUCAGGAGGCUCUUCAGAAUGAAGAUGUGAUUCUUUUGGUUCAGGAGAUGGAGCAGGGCUACAGUGACCUGGAGAAGGUGCAAAGCCUUUAUUCCAAGUCCUUGAUCAUGGACUGGUGGUACCACGGAGAGAAGGAAGAAAGCAAGCAUCAAAAGGAAAUCUCUUCUAUGGUUGCAACCCCAGAAAAAUGUGCUAAAACUCAAUCUGAUGUUGAAUCAACGCAAAUCUCACYCUUCAAUAUAUUGAAAGUACCCCGGGACCUCUCAAGUCAGCAGAAGAGGAAAGGCCUCCAUGCAGAAUCAACCAAAACCAGCCUGCUCAGAAGCCAGAUGUCCGCCCUCAAGAGCCCACCUUGCRGUGAGAGAAAGGACUGUCUCUCCAAAUCCAGCAGCUGGACCCUUUCUCUGAGUGACAGAGAGGUGAGCAUCCUGCUGACGAAUGAGUAUCCGGCCGACGGAUCRUCAGCUAGAUGGACGGGAGAAGGAAGCCAAGUCUACGAUGACAACCUUUCAGAGGUGUCCUCAGAGAGCUGGCUUCAGAUCCACGGCCUGGUGGCCAGGAAGCUCACCAUCAUGGACGCCUUGUCAGGGACCAUGGUGCCCCACAGCCCCACCUACGUUCCCAUCUUGGACAAGCAUGUCUCCUCCAAGGUCUUUGAUGAGGUAUUUCCUCUGGCACACGUGUGCAACGACACGAAUAAGAUGACACUGAUCAAUCCCCAAGGAGUCAAACUCAAUAUCUACAAGCAGAAAGUGGAGCAGGCCAUUAAAUCCUAUGAAAAGCGCUUGAAUAAAAUCGUUUGGCAAGCAUUAUCUCAAGAGGAAAAACAAAAGUUAGAUGCAAACAAACCAAUACGAUACUUGGAAAACAAGACGGCUUUAAACAAGGCAUUGGAACGGUUGAAUUGGCCCAUUUCAUUGAAAGAACUGUCGAUGCUGGAGAAUGAGAUCCUGGCUGGAAAAAUGUACAUCCAGCAGGCCAUGGAGCUGCAGGGGGCGGCCAAGAAGAGCUGCAUAAGCAAGUCACUGKUUGAGAAACCUCAAGGAAAUCCUACAAAGAAAACCAAACCAAAAAAAGUAGAUCCCCUGAAAGGCCAGAAGGUUAUUGCAAGAUGUGAUGAAAAUGGCUUUUAUUUUCCAGGGAUUGUGAAGAAGUGCUUGAACCCCACCCACGCACUGGUGGGCUUCAAGUAUGGAGACACCAAGGUCGUUCCCACCUCCUUCAUCACUCCCAUCGGAGGCGCCAUGCCCUGCCCGCUGCUGCAGGUUGGAGAUUACGUGUUUGCCAAAAUUGUGAUCCCCAAAGGAUUUGACUUCUAUGUCCCUGCCAUUGUCACAGCACUUCCAAAUCCAGAUUCAAACUCAGAAAAAUUCUACACAGUUUUAAAGUGUAACAACCGUAGAGAAUUCUGCCCUCGGAGUGCACUCAUAAAGAUCAGCCAAAACAAAUAUGCUCUCUCUUGCUCUCAUAUAAUUUCACCCCCACUUCAGGAAAAUCCAAAAGGGAAAGACGCAGAGGCCAGGGAAUCUACCUUCGUCCUCUGCCCACUGAAAGAAGCUGACUCGGGGGAUUUAAAAGAGCCCAAACAGGAGAACCCAAGAAGGAAGAAGAAGAAACCUGCUAAGAGGCCGCCUCUGGAGGAGGUGGUGUCUUCAGAUUCGGAUGACUCUUCCCGUGGCACCAGAGAAGGCCCGAGGCCCGAGGCCUAGGACUCAGCCGGCCAUCGCUGCCACUUGUCCACCUCCAGCAGCCGCGCCCUGUCCUCUCCAAGGCACACAGCAGCAAAGGGCUGAGGACCACCGCUGAGAAGCCUUAAAAAAUAGUCUAGUGGCAACUAGGUUUAAGAGAGCCAGGAUUCCCUCCAGGCAGCCCAAGCCUCCGCCACUGGACACUAUGAAGCGCCCCUCACUGAGGUAAGGCCGCCGUCUUCCCCCCGAGCCUUCCCUGUGUGUAGCAGAGGCCCAGCGCGCGCCCCUCUCCUUCCCCGACUCCCCCACCUGUUGGAGCGUCUGGGUUCCCACCUUUCCUCCCCAUUGUUCAUCCCAGGGKGUUCCCCGUCUUCACAAAACUCUUCUGGAUUUUCUGGUACAUGGUCACACCCAGAAGUUCUGACCUGACAGAUUAUUGUCAUAGGAUUUUCCAACUGUUCAGCAGUCAGAGCACUUAACCAUCCAAGCCCGCCGCCUCGUUUUAAAGUAUCCUUCCCAUCUGAAUUAGGGACUUUGUCACUCGAGGUUGAGGACUGAAAUUAAGACCUGGUCMCUUGUCUGAGAUCAUCAAGACUGACCAUUCUCCGAGUUAUUGUUUUUCUGAACAUUUCUA